CAAUUCAACAAUGUCUGCAUGAUGUCUGCCUGACAUUUUGACUUUUGUGCUUUAUCGCUAAUUAUGAUAUUAUUUUAUUCUUCAGCUAUUUAAGUCAAAUUAAUGCUAUGUAUUAUUCACCACGAUGCCUUGAGGAGCCUUAGGGCCUCAUGAUUUGUAGUGUGAUAUUAUUAAAGUGCAGUGUAACACUAUAAGUGAAGGUAAAAAUGGAUUCGGAGGGAUCCAGUUCUGGUCUGCCGGGUUCAGACAACCAAGAUUCCAAUGAGCCCACCCCUCCAGGAACCGUUAUAAGCUUUAAGAGUACUCCACCCACUCUCCCCCGCAAACUGCUCCCGUCAUCUAAAGGAGUGGAGAAUGCAAAGAAACGUCUCCGAGCAUUUUCUAUACAGAAGAAGACACCAAUCACUGCUGUCCCGCUGGCCAAGCCUGCGAGUUCACCUGCAGGGACAGGUAGCACAGUGUUGAUCGGUAAGUUGUCGAGUGUGAAGCCUGUGCCUCCCAAGGUCGUUGAAGAUGAGAGCAAGAAGUUGGCGAAGCCACCUAAACCUGGAGCAAACAGAAAGAAUUUUCAGGACUCCUACACGGAGUUGCAGAAACGCACGCUCGCUGAGAUUGAAGACAUGAAGCGUAAGAUGGAGCUAGUGGAUCUGGGCAUUCCACUGGGGCUUAUCUGUCCCAGCUCCACCAACGAGCAGGCCAUGCCCACUAAAGCCAUGCCGCCGAUUAAGACCUUUUUGGAUGCGAGUAAAGUCGACGAGAUAAUUAGAGACGCAAAGAAAGCGAGGGCUGAAGGCAAAGAGUUCAAAUUCGACUACCAGAAGAUUCUGCCCGACUACGACAACCCCUUCCAGCGUAAAAUUAGAGACGAAGGCGAGAAGGAAAAAGAAGAUGCAGCAGAAAAAGAACAGAUACACAAAUCUCCUCGACCUCCAAAACUUAACAGAAUAUCUGUCAGCAGGAGUAGGGACAGUAAGAGGAAAAGUGACAGAUACGAGAGUUCCAGGAGACAUUCUGACAGAUAUGAUAGAUCUAGAAAAAGCGAUAGGGAUAGAUAUAGAGAGAAACAUGAUAAAAGUAGAGAAAAAGACUCUAAGAGAGAAACUAAAGAUUCAACAAAAAGCGGAGGUUCAGAGAGUGUAGUCGAUCAAGACCCGAAAGAGACAGAUGUUAAUCUCAGCGAUUACUUGGUGUGUGACAGUUGGUCGUUGGACAAUGAUGACAAAACCGCGAGUCCUCAAGUUGAUGACAAAUCUAAAGCGACUCCUACAAAAGAAAAGAAAUCUGAAGAGUCUAGAACUGCAAAAGAUUUAGACAAAAAGAAAGAGGAGGAGAGGAGGAUGGAGAAAGAAGCAAUUUUAAAAGCAGUCGACAGCCCAUGUCUCAUAAAGAUAGAAAAACUACAACCUGUCAUUGAUUCCUUUGAAUAUGAAAUAGAUCCUAAUGAAGACGAUAUAUUGUUUGAUGAGCAUUCUAAACCAGAAUACUUUGCUAAAGUUAAACCUAAGAAAAGUUUCGAUUACAACCAAGAUACAAACAUGUCUGACAGUUUAGCUGAUGACAAUUUCCUAGAAUCAGUCAUAAAUGAAAUUAAACAAGAAAAUAUAAGUGAUGAUGAAAGUCAAGAUAAAGGUUUAGUUGAAUAUGAUUCUCCUAUAGUUGACUUUAAAUGUCAAGGCACGCCUGAACUAGAUGAUGAUAGCAGGCAACGUUUAAGUCGAACAAGUGACUAUAGCGAUAGCUACAGAUCUACUGACAGUGGCUGUAAGAGUACUGAAAGUGGAUACAGGAGUACAGAGAGUGGAUAUACCUCUAAAAGUGAAAGAGAGAAAAGUUCAGAAAAGAAGAGUAAAGGUAGAAAAGAUAGCAAGAACACAGCAGAGGAGAAGGUGUUUUUGUCGGUAGAGAAGGUACAUGAUGAGACGUUAGAGAGGAAGGUGUCAAGGUCCACAAUAGUGUCGCUGGAAAUGUGGGACUUUGUGCUCAAGAUAUGCCAGCCGCUGCUGUUCCGGCAUGACAAAACUAAAUGUUACAAACAAACCCGCGUGCAGCCCAGCGUGUGGUGGGCGGCGCGGCCGACGGCCUGCAGCUGCGUGCGCGGGCGCGGCGUCGUGCUCAGCGAGCUGCGCGCGCAGCGCAUGGCGCUCGUGGACCGCGUCUACUCCACCGACCAGACCCGCGUGCAGCCCAGCGUGUGGUGGGCGGCGCGGCCGACGGCCUGCAGCUGCGUGCGCGGGCGCGGCGUCGUGCUCAGCGAGCUGCGCGCGCAGCGCAUGGCGCUCGUGGACCGCGUCUACUCCACCGACCACGUGUGGUGGGCGGCGCGGCCGACGGCCUGCAGCUGCGUGCGCGGGCGCGGCGUCGUGCUCAGCGAGCUGCGCGCGCAGCGCAUGGCGCUCGUGGACCGCGUCUACUCCACCGACCACGUGUGGUGGGCGGCGCGGCCGACGGCCUGCAGCUGCGUGCGCGGGCGCGGCGUCGUGCUCAGCGAGCUGCGCGCGCAGCGCAUGGCGCUCGUGGACCGCGUCUACUCCACCGACCAACAGACCCGCGUGCAGCCCAGCGUGUGGUGGGCGGCGCGGCCGACGGCCUGCAGCUGCGUGCGCGGGCGCGGCGUCGUGCUCAGCGAGCUGCGCGCGCAGCGCAUGGCGCUCGUGGACCGCGUCUACUCCACCGACCAGAUAUCAGACGGCCCAUUCUCAACCAAACGCAGCUGGUAUCCGCCCCUAGAGCAGUGCCUCGCCGAGAAUAUCACUAUACUAUCUAGAGAAGAGGCGUUGCCCCCCAUCGAGGGGGCUCUGCCCCAAAAAGAAGGAGCGUUGCCUCAAAAUGAGACCAGCGUAGAAGGAAUCUCGCUUUGUAUAAAGGGGGUUGAGGGGGUGCGGCCCCGCGCUGAGGGAUCAGAGGUGAAGACCCGCGUCGAGGGGGCUGAGGGAAGGCAGCGGCGGCCGAAGGGGGCAGAUACGCCGCAGCAUGGAGACACGCAGUUACUAGACCGAGAAUAUCAGAGGUUUAUGGAAGCCUUAGAAGUCGCGGAGGCCCAGGUUCAGUCCCGCAGCACCACGCCCGUCCGUGCAGAAGACACAGAGGGAAAGAGAGCGGAAGAGAAGGAGAAGGUGAAGCUGAGCAGCGAGGGCUGGAGCCAGGAGAGCGAGGUGGACGAGGAGGUCGGGAACACAAGUAUGGUGAAGAAGAGCAGAAAACAGAAAGGGGAAGAGAAAGAGAAAGCCCGUAAGAGGAAGAGAUCCCCCUCCACUCUCUCCUCCGCCAGCGACGAUGAGGAGGUCAAGCGGAAGAAAGCCAAGAAGAAGACAAGUAAAAAGUCAAAAACGAAGCUGGCGAAACGGCGACGCACGGAGAAGAAAUAUAUGAAGAAGCUGAGAGAAAAACAGAAGAAGAAGAAAGCUAAAGCGGUGAAGAUCUCUGAAGACGAGGAAGAAUCACCCAAAAAGAAAUUAAAAGACAAGAAAAUUAAAAAGAAACAAAAGUUAAAAAAGAUCCAAAAGAAGAAGAAAAAAGCAAAAGUAUCUAGCAGCUCAUCCAGCAGUUCAUCCAGCUCCGACUCCGACACCAGAAAGAAAAAGAAGAAAAACAAGAAAAAGAAAGAAGAUUCUUUCGACGUCAACAUUCUUAACAAUAUCAAGACUGAGAAGUUGACAGAUGACGAGAAAUGCCAAAAGAUGAUAGAGGAUUUCUCUCCUAGAAGACAGCAGGAGAAAAGACCGGAGAUUAUCAAUGUGAAAGAGUUGGGGGUUCAGAUAAAGCAGGAGGUGGAAGAAGAAGAGACCAGAGAGGAAACAGAGGCUAUGGAUGAUUUUGAUCUGGGUAACAAUGAUGAGUUUAUGGAUGCCAGUAAUGUGGAGCAAAAUGAAUUCAAGAACAACUUUCAGGAACCCCAAGACCGCUUAACACCGCAAAGACCCGAAGAGAACUCCCAAUGCUCCUCCCAAGACUCGGCCUGCAGCGAGAAACCUCCCUCCUACGAGAAAGACGAGAGUCACCUCCGGCCCUCCUCGCAGAACUCCAACUAUAGCUUUAACGACGUCAUCGCCAGCCAAACUGGACUCUAUAACAAGGGCAUAGAGGCGGAUGACAAUGAAUAUGAACCCGAGAAUUAUGAGAUGUACGAGCAAUUGGCGAUGGCGUAUCAGAGCGAUGUGGCUAGUAAUGAGUAUUUUAACCUUAACCAUAGUUUUAAGUAUGUAAAGAUGAGACAACCCCGGCCCUUGCAGAACUCUAACUAUAGCUUUAACGACGUCAUCGCGUGCCAAUCUGGACCCUAUAAGGGCAUAGAGGCGGAUGACAAUGAAUAUGAGCCCGAGAAUUAUGAGAUGUACGAGCAAUUGGCGAUGGCGUAUCAGAGCGAUGUUGCUAGUAAUCAAGUACCUCUGCCUAGUGAAGAAGGCACGCAGCGAAUAGAGACAGUUGUGCGGCGCCGGCUCGGCGAGAUCAAGUGCGACUGGCGCGCCGGCGCCGCGCCGCCGCCGGGGGCCGGCGCCGCCGCCAGGCCCAGCCGCUGGGGUGAGUGUGCAGCGCGGAGUAGAGACCGUGGUGCGGCGUCGGCUCGGCGAGAUCAAGUGCGACUGGCGCGCCGGCGCCGCGCCGCCGCCGGGGGCCGGCGCCGCCGCCAGGCCCAGCCGCUGGGAUCAAGUGCGACUGGCGCGCCGGCGCCGCGCCGCCGCCGGGGGCCGGCGCCGCCGCCAGGCCCAGCCGCUGGGGUGAGUGUGCAGCGCGGAGUAGAGACCGUGGUGCGGCGUCGGCUCGGCGAGAUCAAGUGCGACUGGCGCGCCGGCGCCGCGCCGCCGCCGGGGGCCGGCGCCGCCGCCAGGCCCAGCCGCUGGGGUGAGUGUGCAGCGCGGAGUAGAGACCGUGGUGCGGCGUCGGCUCGGCGAGAUCAAAGACCGUGGUGCGGCGUCGGCUCGGCGAGAUCAAGUGCGACUGGCGCGCCGGCGCCGCGCCGCCGCCGGGGGCCGGCGCCGCCGCCAGGCCCAGCCGCUGGGGUGAGUGUGCAGCGCGGAGUAGAGACCGUGGUGCGGCGUCGGCUCGGCGAGAUCAAGUGCGACUGGCGCGCCGGCGCCGCGCCGCCGCCGGGGGCCGGCGCCGCCGCCAGGCCCAGCCGCUGGGGCUUGAAGCCGGGCGAGGUGAACAUCGUGCUGACGGGCGGCUCGGACUGCACGCCCGAGCGCGUGUACCGCAUCCACACCAUCACCAGCCGGAGCGACAACAGCUCGGGUAGCUACGAUGAAGCGUACAUGGACACAUACGGGGCGAUGGACCGGCUGCAGUACGGCGACUGCUUCUCCGCGGCCGACGCGCAGUCGCAGUCGCAGGAGAAGGACAGGCGCGGGACACUGGACGAUAGGAUCGAUCAGGCGUUGAGGCACACUGUAUUGGGUGAGAUAGCGAUGGAGCCCGAAAAUAAAGAUUCGGACGCUGACAAGGACAACAGAGAGAAAGGGAUACUGAUCACUUCGGGCGGCGGGCGCGGCGUGAAGCGCGUGAGCUUCGCGGACGGGUACACGCCGGGGCAGGACUCCGACACCGAGCAGCCGCCCGCCAAGAAGCGGGCGCGGCGCGCGCGUGUGGGCUGCGCGUGGCCGUGCCCGGCGUCGCACGCGGACCACGUGCCGCUGUGGGACGCGCUGCCCCCUCCCCCGCCGCCGCCCGGCUCGCCGCCGCCGCCCGCGCGCGCCGCGCCGCCGCUGCACCUGCUGCGCGCGCGCCGCCCGCCCGCCGCGCCGCGAGCCCCGCCGCACCCGCAACACAAGUUCGACCCCAGCGUGCCAAUGCCCGCGUUCAUGCCGCCGGAGCCGCCGCCCGGGCUCAUCUCCUUCCAGUAGUCGCCCUGAAAUCGACUGUUACUAAAUGACUUGACAAUGACCGUUGAAUAAAACAUGUUGAACUGA
Messenger RNA from Cydia pomonella (codling moth), 5903 nucleotides. RefSeq lists its product as uncharacterized. The record is from RefSeq and is a predicted model, not a curated record. Lineage: Eukaryota; Metazoa; Arthropoda; Insecta; Lepidoptera; Tortricidae. Gene Ontology annotation, molecular function: protein kinase binding; cyclin-dependent protein serine/threonine kinase activator activity. Gene Ontology annotation, cellular component: protein kinase 5 complex; cytoplasm. Gene Ontology annotation, biological process: activation of protein kinase activity; positive regulation of cyclin-dependent protein serine/threonine kinase activity.